This is a messenger RNA of Raphanus sativus (radish), 709 nucleotides long. Its product is annotated as TPD1 protein homolog 1. The transcript has 3 exons. The record is from RefSeq and is a predicted model, not a curated record. Gene Ontology annotation, biological process: cell fate determination. The coding region runs from base 51 to 581 and encodes 176 amino acids. Lineage: Eukaryota; Viridiplantae; Streptophyta; Magnoliopsida; Brassicales; Brassicaceae.
CUCUAUAAAACAGAGAAGAAGCCACCACAUCUUUUUCCCAUUGCAAGAAAAUGAAACACUUCUACCAAUUCCAACAGCGGCUUGUCCUCUUCAUAAGUCUUGGCUUAUUGCUGUCUCUUCUUGCUUCAUCUUUUAUGAAGUGCAAUGCCUUGGAAGAUUCCACUGACAUAAGCGAUGCAAGAGACUUCGUUUCCAAUUACAAAAACCAAACCGGCCUCUCCAGAAAGCUUCUGCUAUCUCCGGAUAUUGGCGACGGGAGCAAAAGGAUAGGAGAAGAAUGCUCAAAAGAUGACAUUGUUGUCUUCCAGGGCUCAACGGUUCCACUUCCAAACGGAGUACCAGCAUUUACAGUUGAGAUCUUGAAUGCAUGUGCCUCUGAUUGCAGCGUCGCGGAGAUCCACGUCAGUUGUGGCUGGUUCAGCUCGGUCAGACUGGUUAACCCUAGAGUUUUCAGGCGACUCUCGUACGAUGACUGUCUGGUCAAUGAUGGUCAACCUCUUGCUCCUGGACAGACACUCUCCUUUCAGUAUGCUAACAGCUUCUCUUACCCUCUCUCUGUUUCUUCAGUCUCUUGCUUCUAGUUUUAGACGGUAUUUUCCACGGACCUGUGCUUUCAGUUUUUAUCAAACCGAGAUCUUGGAUUGAGUUUGUGCUCAUCAAACCAAGGUCUUGGUUAACCUACCCUUGUAAGCCAGUUUAAGUUUAUUAG